Molecule: messenger RNA, 1116 nt
Organism: Fusarium vanettenii 77-13-4
Lineage: Eukaryota; Fungi; Ascomycota; Sordariomycetes; Hypocreales; Nectriaceae
Exons: 4
Coding region: 1-1116 (371 amino acids)
Source: RefSeq, a predicted model, not a curated record
AUGAAACGACCACAGGACCACUUCGUUGGGCGUCACUAUGACGCGGAGCAUAGCGCCGGCCCUUUCAAGUUUUUCAAUCCGACGAAACGGUACAUGGUGGCAGGAAAGAGACAGGUUACGGCGCCUGAGGUCGAAAGAGACCAACUACCCACGAGUGGCCAAGUUCCCAAGGUUGCGUAUGUCUGGAGAAGUCGAGAUAACAGAAAGGGACGACAUGCGCUGGCCGUCGAUGUCGAUCCUCACAAACAUGAAAAGACCCAGAGCCCGAAGCCGACAAAUACACCAAACCGGACCCUGAGAGGCAUUGCAAAGAUGUUUCUGAGAUACCCUGUCUGGGACGUGUCUUAUGAUGUCGCCGUCAUCUUUACCAUAGGUACAGGUUCUGUCAUCUGGGUCGUCAAUGGAUUCUUCUCUUGGCUACCCGUACAAGACCCUUCGACAGAGUUCAAAGGCGAGACCGACUGGGCAGCUGGGCUGACAGCUCUCGUCGGAGCUACAGUCUUCGAGGUUGGCUCAGUACUUCUCAUGCUCGAAGCCGUCAACGAGAACCGUUCAGACUGUUUUGGCUGGGCUGUCGAAGAGAGUGUAGACGGAGUCCUUCACCUCAAGACUGUCCAUGAAUGCAGGCACUCGCAUGCCCAGAAGAGAACCUUUGUCGCCGGCAAGUGUAUCAGCCAGCAUCAAGUGGACGAGAGUUCGUCAGAAGAUGGGCGCUUCCUCGCCUGCUCCUCACAAAUGUUUGGUGCCACCGUAUUCUGGAUAUCAGGCUUCACGGCACUGCCACCUAUCCUCAAGAACCUUUCCACGCCGGCCCUCAACGGUGUCUACUGGCUCCCGCAGGUCGUCGGCGGCACGGGCUUUAUCGUCUCGAGCGCACUAUUCAUGCUCGAGGUCCAGCCUCGCUGGUAUAUCCCCGCGCCAGGAGUCCUCGGAUGGCACAUUGGGCUAUGGAACUUGAUAGGGGCUAUCGGCUUCACGCUCUGCGGGGCGUUGGGUUUUGGCAUGAACCAGCCAGGAGUUGAGCUCAUGGGCAUUCUUGGUACGUUUCCCUACGCUCCCUACGAAGACAUGGACCGGCUAAUGAUUGCAGAUCGGGAGCGCGGUACAGUGGUUUGA